Messenger RNA from Biomphalaria glabrata, 804 nucleotides. Its product is annotated as salivary glue protein Sgs-3-like. The record is from RefSeq and is a predicted model, not a curated record. The transcript is spliced from 2 exons. The coding region runs from base 1 to 804 and encodes 267 amino acids. Lineage: Eukaryota; Metazoa; Mollusca; Gastropoda; Planorbidae.
AUGGUAGGCAAGGGACAGUCCGAACUCGCGUCCAACAUCUACAUUUAUCAACAUAUCGACCAUCAACACAUCGACCAUCAACACAUCAACCAUCAACACAUCGACCAUCCACACAUCUACCAUCAACACAUCGACCAUCAACACAUCGACCAUCAACACAUCUACCAUCAACACAUCGACCAUCAACACAUCGACCAUCAACACAUCGACCAUCAACACAUCGACCAUCGACACAUCUACCAUCAACACAUCAACACAUCUUCCAUCGACAAAUCGACCAUCAACACAUCUACCAUCAACACAUCGACCAUCAACACAUCUACCAUCAACACCUCGACCAUCAACACAUGGACCAUCAACACAUCGACCAUCAACACAUCGACCAUCAACACAUGGACCAUCAACACAUCGACCAUCAACACAUCGACCAUCAACACAUCGACCAUCGACACAUCGACCAUCAACACAUCUACCAUCAACACAUCGACCAUCAACACAUCUACCAUCAACACCUCGACCAUCAACACAUCGACCAUCAACACAUCGACACAUCGACCAUCCACACAUCUACCAUCGACACAUCGACCAUCAACACAUCUACCAUCAACACAUCGACCAUCCACACAUCGACCAUCAACACAUCUACCAUCAACACAUCGACCAUCAACACAUCGACCAUCAACACAUCGACCAUCAACACAUCUACCAUCGACACAUCGACCAUCGACACAUCAACCAUCAACACAUCGACCAUCCACACAUCUACCAUCAACACAUCGACCAUCAACAAUAGUAUAUCACUAG